AAAAAAUUGCGUUUUUUAAGCGCAUUCUUUUUCUGUCUCCAAUCUAGUUCAACAACGUGUAUUUUGUGUUAAAGAGCCAAUCAAAUAUAUUUCAUAUAAAAUGGAUAAUUUAGAAGUCGUCCCAUCCCCAGAAAUGGUAUUACCUAAUACCGCCUAUGAAACCGCAAUACGUAGGGUGGCCAAUCCGCUUUUUAUGGAGAUGGUCCAUACUUUACACUGGCCCUCACUCACGGUCGAGUGGUUCCCCGAUUUUGUAGCUGACGGAGAACAGGAAGACAAAUUUUCAUUCCACAGAUUGAUUAUGGGCACCCAUACAGGCGAACCACAAGAUCACUUAUUAAUUGCAGGAGUUUCAUUACACAAAUCAUUUACUGGCGACGAUGAUAUGUCAUCUUCCGAUGAUGAAGAAGAAGAAGAUUUAGAUGGUUCGAAUAAUCCCUUUAAGAGUGACCUAAUACUCCUUCAAAAAAUUAAUCACGAGGGAGCAGUGAACAGAGCAAGACAUAUGCCUCGAAAUCCUUGUCUAAUAGCGACUAAAACUCCAUCUAGUGACGUGUUAGUGUUUAAUUAUAUGAUACAACCCAAUUUUCCCGAUCCUAGUGGAGUAUGUAAUCCAGAAUUGAGACUGAAAGGCCAUGAGAAGGGGGGUUUUGGAUUAUCUUGGAACAUGAUUUUCGAAGGCAAGUUAUUAUCAGCUAGUGCGGAUCAGACAGUUUGUAUGUGGGAUAUCAAUGCCACACCAGGAGGAAACAGAGUUAUCAACGCACAUAGCAUUUUCAGAGGUCAUACAAAUACUGUCGCAGAUGUGGCUUGGCAUCCACAAUUAGUUCAUCUGUUUGGAACGGUGGGUUUUGAUGAAAAAUGGAUGAUGUGGGAUUCCAGAUGCAGUCCUAAAAGUAUUCUCUCAAUUCGUGCUCACUCAGCGGGAGUCACCUGUAUAGACUUUCAUCCAUGUCACGACUAUCGUUUGGUAACAGGAUCAGCCGAUAAAACUGUAGGUCUCUGGGAUUUGAGGAUGCCUUCCUUGAAAGUGCAUAGUUUAGGUCCAGGGUGCCAUACGGCAGCAGUCUCCCAAGUGCACUGGUCGCCUCAUUGCAAAGAGGUUCUAGCAUCGUCAGACAUAGAUGGAGGCAUUUAUAUAUGGAAUAUAGAUAAAAUAGGAACAAUACCCGAAGAGGAUCGAGAUGCUCCACCCGAAUUUGUGGAUUGUCACUCAGGACCUUGGCAAAAAGUAAACGAUUUCAGUUGGAAUCCAAACACACCCAGUGUAAUAUGCCAGGUAUCUGAAGAAAAUAUAGUGGAGGUCUUUCAUUCUUAUUCUCUUAAACAGUACGUCUCUGCUCGGUAUGGUUAUAACCCUUGUGUUAACUUUCUUGAUUUACUUAACUCUGGCAGCACAAUUUCAGAAAAUUCAGUUCCGUCAAAUAAUAUUCAACAUAAUCCUAUUUCUUCAACAGCGCAUCAGUUUUAGAUAUUAUACCUUUAAAGUCGUGAACUUUUUCAAAAUAUAAUUAUUGUAAAAAAAAUAUACUGAUAUACAGGGUGGCCCCAACUGUAUUCCGGAAAAUUAAAAAAUAAAAAAAUAAAAGUAAAAAAGUUCGUAU
Sitophilus oryzae (rice weevil) is the source of this 1604-nucleotide messenger RNA. Its product is annotated as histone-binding protein RBBP4-like. NCBI's taxonomy places the organism in Eukaryota, Metazoa, Arthropoda, Insecta, Coleoptera, Curculionidae. The record is from RefSeq and is a predicted model, not a curated record. The transcript has 8 exons. Gene Ontology annotation, molecular function: histone binding. Gene Ontology annotation, cellular component: NuRD complex; ESC/E(Z) complex; nucleus. Gene Ontology annotation, biological process: regulation of gene expression. Bases 101 to 1471 code for a protein of 456 amino acids.